Phasianus colchicus (ring-necked pheasant) is the source of this 2179-nucleotide messenger RNA. RefSeq names its product leucine rich repeat and Ig domain containing 1 (gene LINGO1). Gene Ontology annotation, cellular component: plasma membrane. Lineage: Eukaryota; Metazoa; Chordata; Aves; Galliformes; Phasianidae. The record is from RefSeq and is a predicted model, not a curated record. Gene Ontology annotation, molecular function: protein binding.
GCCUCCGGCGGGGCCAUGCCGCCGCCCCGCAGUACGGCGCCGGGCGCGGAGGGGAGGCCGCCGGCCGCGAUACGUCCCUAGGGUGGCCCCGCAGCUCCCCGUGCCGGAGCGGAGCCGGGGGCGACCGGAGCCGGGCGGACCCACGAGCCGGGAGAGCCGUCGCCUUCCCGUGCGGCCGCUGCGGAGAGGGGGAGCUGCGUUACUGCAGGUGGAGAUUUUGGCGGAGGGGGUGGGGGCCGGGGGAGAUGCCAUUUCUGACCGAAGGAGAUCGCCGGCGAGGAUGAGAUGCAGGUGAGAGAUAGGAUGUUAGCUGGGGAGGCGAGUAUGCGCAGCCCAAUCCUGGCCUGCUGGCAGCCAAUUCUCCUCCUGAUGCUGGGAUCCAUCCUGUCCGGCUCUGCCACGGGCUGCCCUCCGCGCUGCGAGUGCUCUGCCCAGGAGCGUGCUGUGCUGUGCCAUCGGAAGCGAUUCAUGGUCGUCCCAGAGGGGAUCCCAACGGAGACCAGGCAGCUGGACUUGGGUAAGAACCGCAUCAAGACACUCAACCAGGAUGAAUUUGCCAACUACCCUCACCUUGAAGAGCUGGAGCUAAACGAGAACAUUAUCAGUGCCAUUGAACCUGGGGCUUUCAACAACCUCUUCAACCUCAGGACGCUGGGGCUCAGGAGUAACAGACUCAAGCUGAUCCCCUUGGGGGUGUUUACUGGACUCAGCAAUCUUACCAAGCUAGACAUUAGUGAGAACAAAAUUGUGAUCCUCCUAGACUACAUGUUCCAGGACUUGUACAACCUGAAGUCUUUGGAGGUAGGGGACAACGACCUUGUCUACAUUUCCCACCGGGCCUUCAGCGGCCUCAACAGCCUGGAGCAGCUGACCCUGGAGAAAUGCAACCUGACCUCCAUCCCCACGGAGGCCCUGUCUCACCUGCACGGCCUGAUUGUGCUGCGGCUGCGCCACCUGAACAUCAACGCCAUCCGGGAUUACUCAUUCAAGAGGCUGUACAGGCUUAAGGUCCUCGAGAUCUCACACUGGCCCUACUUGGAUACCAUGACAUCCAACUGCCUGUAUGGGUUGAACCUGACCUCCUUGUCCAUCACCCACUGCAACCUGACGUCCAUCCCGUACGUGUCGGUGAGGCACUUGGUUUACCUUCGGUUCCUGAACCUGUCCUACAACCCCAUUGUCACCAUCGAGGGCUCCAUGCUCCAUGACCUGCUCAGGCUGCAGGAGAUCCAGCUGGUGGGAGGGCAGCUCACCACGGUCGAGCCCUUUGCCUUCCGUGGCCUCAAUUACCUGCGCAUCCUGAACGUGUCAGGAAACUUGCUGACCACUCUGGAAGAGUCGGCCUUCCACUCGGUGGGCAACCUGGAGACGCUCAUCCUCGACAACAACCCCUUAGCCUGCGACUGUCGGCUGCUCUGGGUUUUCCGACGGCGAUGGAGGUUGAACUUCAAUAAGCAGCAGCCCACCUGCUCUACCCCUGAGUUCGUCCAGGGCAAGGAGUUCAAAGACUUCCCUGACGUCCUCCUGCCCAACUACUUCACCUGCCGCCGAGCUCGGAUACGGGACCGCAAACCUCAGCAGAUCUUUGUGGACGAAGGCCACACGGUGCAUUUUGUCUGUCGGGCAGACGGGGAUCCGCCACCCGCCAUCAUGUGGCUUUCUCCCCGGAAGCACCUCAUCUCAACCAAAACCAACGGGCGGCUCACUGUCUUCCCUGACGGCACGCUGGAGGUGCGCUACGCUCAGAUCCAGGACAACGGCACCUACCUAUGCAUUGCCAGCAACGCGGGUGGCAACGACACCAUGCUGGCCCACCUGCACGUGCGCAGCUACUCCCCAGACUGGCCCCACCAGCCCAACAAGACCUUCGCGUUCAUCUCCAACCAGCCCAACGAGAGCGAUGCCAACAGCACACGUGCCACCGUGCCUUUUCCCUUUGACAUCAAGACUCUCAUCAUCGCCACCACCAUGGGCUUCAUUUCUUUCCUGGGCGUCGUGCUCUUCUGUCUGGUGCUCCUCUUCCUGUGGAGCCGGGGGAAAGGCAACACCAAGCACAACAUUGAAAUCGAGUACGUGCCACGCAAGUCUGACGCAGGCAUCAGCUCUGCCGAUGCACCGCGCAAAUUCAAUAUGAAAAUGAUUUAACCAGGCAACAAUUUGCAAAUAGUUUUGGUUGGUU